Messenger RNA from Ogataea philodendri, 669 nucleotides. RefSeq lists its product as uncharacterized. The record is from RefSeq and is a predicted model, not a curated record. Lineage: Eukaryota; Fungi; Ascomycota; Pichiomycetes; Pichiales; Pichiaceae. Gene Ontology annotation, biological process: signal transduction. Gene Ontology annotation, cellular component: plasma membrane. The transcript is spliced from 2 exons. Gene Ontology annotation, molecular function: GTP binding; GDP binding; GTPase activity. The coding region runs from base 1 to 669 and encodes 222 amino acids.
AUGAGAGGAGCAGGUGGUGUUGGUAAGUCCUCGUUGACAGUCCAGUUUGUGCAGGGGGUCUACAUCGAAAGUUACGAUCCCACCAUAGAAGAUUCUUACACAAAGGAAAUUGAAGUCGAUGGGCGAGCAUGCAAUCUGGAGAUUUUGGACACUGCGGGAGUGGCACAAUUCACAGCGAUGAGAGAACUGUAUAUUAAAUCGGGUCAAGGGUUUCUCCUUGUGUACUCGGUGACCGAUAAGAGCUCCAUGGAGGAGCUUAUGGCUAUCAGAGAGCAGGUCAUGAGAAUCAAAGACACACAGAACGUGCCUAUGGUGUUGGUCGGUAAUAAGUGCGAUUUAACCAACGACAGAGAGCUUACACCUGAAGAUGGAAUUGAGGUAUCUAAGAAAUGGAACAAGACUCCAUUCUACGAAGCGUCUGCUAUGUACAAGAUGAACGUUGAGGACGCCUUCAUUGACGUGGUGAGACAGAUAAUCAGAAAGGAGGCUCAGGCAUCAGCCCCUACAAGAAGCGGGUCAGGAGCACAGCCAAAGGAGGAGCAACCUGCUGCGAAAUCUAGAAAACCGUCCGAGUCGGUUAAGCAGCCGCCGCCUGCCAAAUCGAGUACGGUGGCCGACGCUAAAAAGGCGAAGAAGCUCAAGAAGAAGAGAAAGUGUGUAAUUUUGUGA